Messenger RNA from Opisthorchis viverrini, 4032 nucleotides. RefSeq lists its product as hypothetical. The record is from RefSeq and is a predicted model, not a curated record. The transcript is spliced from 26 exons. Lineage: Eukaryota; Metazoa; Platyhelminthes; Trematoda; Opisthorchiida; Opisthorchiidae. The coding region runs from base 1 to 4032 and encodes 1343 amino acids. Gene Ontology annotation, cellular component: membrane.
AUGUGGCCCGUCUCGGGGUCCCAAUCCAGGAAGACGGCAAUUACCAGCUCAGCUGAGUUUGCUGGUAAUGGCUUUCACACUUCGCUGCCAAGUCAUUGUUUGACCGCCUCUGGCUCUCUUCCACCCUUCACAUGGUUGUGCGAAAGAGCCCUUCGAGGAAGUCGGUCGACUGGCAUACGCAGCACGUGGCCAAGCCAGCGCAACCUAUGCAGUGUAAUCAGUUCAUCUAUCGAGGGUGAAGGUGUUUCUCCGAAUACCGUUCGACAUACUUCAGCAUUGCUGAUCCGGUGUCCCCACCAGAUUCGGGCAAUGCUCCGAAGACAUCGAUGGUCAAACACUGAAAGCAUUUUGACGUCCUCGGCGCGCAGCGGCCAGGUUUCUGAUCCAUAUAGUAAUAUGGAGCGCACCGCAGCAUUGCAGCAUCGCUGCUUCCAUAAAUAUGGACAUGCUGGUCGCCUGGGGGAAACACCUUACUGCCUUCACACUCCUGUCGCCGAGGACAGUACGACUUUACCCCCAGACCGCCUCGUAGCACGAUUACUCGUAGUGCGGGGUCUCGCUGCUCUUGGUCUGGCUGCUCCCCUUUGGCCUCGCUGGCAUAGUUUAACCUUGUUGAACGAAGUUCCAGCCAGUGUAGUCUGCGGGAUCAUUGUAGCACUCGAGCCCGACCACCACGUCAAGGUGGCAGCUUCAGGUCGGGAUUCCAAAUAUGGGGGGGGGGGUAAGGGAUUCUUUGUCAGAUCUGUGUCCGUUGAAAAACCUGGCAGGAGAGACCCGAUGCUGCACGAGCAACUUCCAGUACAGGAGUUAGUUGUUCGCAUUCACGUGGAAUCAGAGGAUGCAUUCAAAGACUAUCCGUUGCUUGUUGUUGUGAAACAAAGGAACGAAGUGACCUCUUUUCGAGUUCCUACCGUGGUCAACGAACUCUCUGUUUACCACAACGUCAGUCGAACCCUAUGCCCCCUCAAACUAAGUUCUGAUUUUUCGGUCAAUUUCACGGUUGAGCUGUCUACGUUCUCCCUGAAGAAUGUUAGCUUCAAAUUCCGGGCUGAAUCUGUGACCGAUUUUGACCUUAGAAAAGAUGAUCCUUUGAAUUUCCUGCUUCGCCCGGCACAACCGGUUUAUUUUCGCUAUCAGUUUACACAUCCACUGGAUUCUGUUGCCGUCAAGGUCGUCUCUCCUGACAACGUUUGUAUGGUUCUCUCCCUCCAAACUAUGCAGUGCCCAGUUAGUGAUGGACUGGAUACAGUGCAGAACGCGGGUCUUUAUCAGACGGUAACCAAUUUGGGCGUCAUAUCUGCCAAUGUAUGUUCCAUGCGUACCUCCACGGUAAUCCAUCCUUUGGAGUUGCAAUAUCCCGAUGGAUUCUAUGUCGUUCUAGUACUGAAAGCCACUGAUUUUGCUUGCACAGGAAUGGAAAGGCUUCUACCUAUUCCCACAGCACACUUCCAACAGCAUCGUGAGCCGAACCGUCAAAAUAAGAAUGUCACUUUGAAGAUUUUACCCGCUCCAAGCCGCUGGGAUUACAUUAUCCCCAUCUCCGGUGCAUUUGGUUUCUUCGCCCUCUUCUAUUUGGCUGGGAUUAUUAUCAUAUGCACGUCUCGGUACCUCCCCCACCGGCACGAACGGUCUGUUGAUUUAACUCCACAACACUUCGAUUUAUUAAGCGAAGAAGCUGAGGCUUUUUGUCAGCCCACCGAUGUUGUACGGAAUUAUGGCACUGCUACACACAUAACGACUACUCACCCAUCGUUGCAUACAGAUUCUUCUCUGGUUGACAUGCUGGAUACAGAGGAAUCCGAGUCUCGGUCGCUCAAGCCUCCAAAACCGCUGUGCACGCAACGUGCCCGUCGAGGCAAUGAUUCUCAAGGUGGUGAUAGCCGCUCGAGGACCUCGACCACACAGCAACUACCGAGCACAUCCCAUCACGCCGAUGUGUCGCUUUCUGUACCACGUGGUGAAAAUUCUUUAGGAGGAUCAACUGCUUCGCUAAAUCAUUCGAGAACCUUGAUCAUGGAACAUACGCGUGAGCAUCAUGGGUGGUUCAGCUCUUCAGAUGAAGAACAACCUGAGGGACACUUCGUCGGAGCCCAGGACACUCUUGAUAAAUACUCUCACCGCAGCCCACAAGUUCGGUCCUUUACUCCAGGGUCAGUCAUUCAGCAUGAGGUGUCCGAAACACGUCCGAUUACGGAAUUGCGUCGUCCAAAUCACUCACCUGUUAGUACUGGUACAACUCAGACAAGUGCACCAGACAAGCAAGCCCCCUCUGAACGUGGAAGCCGUGAGGUGUUGACAAAUGCUGAGCGAAACACAGAUGAUGUAACGAUUUUGCUUUCCCAAAACGAUAUGUUCCGCAUUGUUCCCGUGUCUAAUCUCUCCAGAAAACGAUAUACCACAUUGAACAGAAAAUAUCUGCUUUACUUUUGGUACUUGAUCAUUAUCUCCAUAUUUUACGGGUUGCCGGCCAUUCAGCUUAUUAUGAUCUACCAAAAAACUUUGGUUGAGACUGGAAACGAAGAUUUGUGUUACUACAACUUUGAAUGCGCACGGCCACUGGGCAUCUUCACAGCGUUCAACAACAUCAUUUCGAACAUUGGUUAUAUCAUGCUCGGUCUGCUGUUUCUCACGGCUACAGCGCGAAGGGACCUUAUCCACCGGCGACGUCGGAAGCUUGAUCCAGAAGUAACUGAAACCCGAGGACUCCCGCAGCACUACGGACUAUAUUAUGCCAUGGGAUUGGCGUUGACGAUGGAAGGCAUAAUGAGUGCCUGUUACCAUAUGUGUCCAAGUUUUUCAAAUUUUCAGUUUGACACAGCUUACAUGUAUAUACUGGCGAUGCUGAUCAUUCUGAAAAUUUAUCAAACGCGACACCCGGACGUCAAUGCUUCUGCCCACUCCGCCUAUAUGGUGAUGGCCGUAGUCAUCUUUCUGGGCGUGACAGGAGUGGUCUAUGGAAGCCAAACUUUUUGGAUUGCGUUCACCAUUUUAUUCCUGCUUAUGAGUGUGGUUUUGACAGGCGAGAUCUACUACAUGGGACAGUGGAAUAUAGAUUACUGCCUACCGCGUCGUCUCUUCAGUAUGAUCAAGUCUGAUGGCAUCCGCUCUCUUCGACCCAUGUACCUGGAACGGAUGAUUCUCCUACUUGUCGCCAACUUGGUGAACUUUGCCCUCGCCGGAUACGGUGUGGCGACCCGUCCUCGUGAUUUCUCUUCAUUCCUUCUGUCCGUUUUUAUGAUCAACAUGAUGGUUUACACGCUGUUCUACAUUUUCAUGAAGAUAAGGCACAAAGAACGGAUCCUUCUAGCACCCAUUCUCUACAUGGUUGCAGGCCUGGUCUGUUGGUCCGCGGCAAUUUAUUUUUUCUUCCUUCGAAACACCACGUGGGAAGUCACACCGGCCCAAUCACGAGCUCUCAAUCAUCCGUGCUUGUUGUUCGAUUUCUAUGAUGCGCACGACAUAUGGCACUUUUUGUCCGCGUCUUCCAUGUUUUUCUCCUUCAUGAUGCUAAUGAACUUGGAUGAUGAUUUGGUUGAUCGACCUCGCGAUCAGAUAGCUGAAGUUCCAAUUGAAGAAGUGAAGAAGCGCUCAGCUGUAGCACCCUUCCGGUGCCUAGCUGCCAUGCCACGCGAAAGAAGCACGAGGGCUGGGAUACUGCCAGGUUGCCCAAGCCUAGACGGGAAGUCGAGUGGCGGAGGUCGGAUUCGAACCACGCGCUCUAACCACUUGGGCCAUCUCGCCCCGUGGGUUGCAUUUGGCACAAAAUACACUCAUUUGCAAAUCAAUUUGGUUUUCACGGGAGACUUAACUGAAUCUCUCGUUCAUGAUAUUCUACAACAGAAUGUACUGCACACAUGCCGCCUCAUGAUUCAGUUGGCACGAUAUUCGAGAUAUCGCAGUAAGGAAACUACUCACAAGGUUGCUGAAUACUCUUCGACAGCCCACGUCCGGUUUCGCCCUUCUUGGGGCUCAUCAGUUAGGCACAGUCCCCGAGUUUCCGUCAAACUUAUGUUCUACUUGAACCCCAAUUAG